Molecule: messenger RNA, 860 nt
Organism: Eufriesea mexicana
Lineage: Eukaryota; Metazoa; Arthropoda; Insecta; Hymenoptera; Apidae
Gene: Fsn
Product: F-box synaptic protein
Exons: 4
Coding region: 96-860 (254 amino acids)
Biological process (GO): proteasome-mediated ubiquitin-dependent protein catabolic process; synapse assembly involved in innervation
Cellular component (GO): synapse; SCF ubiquitin ligase complex
Molecular function (GO): protein binding
Source: RefSeq, a predicted model, not a curated record
UUCAUGGAAACCGUCCUUAACGUUCGAUAUAGCUACUUGCCGCGCGGCGUUUCUGCGCGUGUGUUUUGCUCGUUUACUCAAUCAGAACCGGCAAAAUGGACGAUAUAGCACUCCGAGUAUCCGAUCAUGUUUUAGAAGUGAUUUUUUCUUAUUUAGAUUUGCACACAUUGAGAAACUGCUCGCUAGUGUGUAAACGGUGGAAUCAUUUUCUAAACGAUGAAAAUAAUGAUGCUUGGAGGAUGCAUUGCAUAAGAAAGUUGGCCCAAGAGGCUCUUAGUUCUGAUUUAUUAUCAUCCGUGCCUACUUACAAAUCUAAGCUUCGUGCAUUUUAUCAUGCGUGGAAUCCCAAUGACUGCUCUCGUAACAUUUACAUUAGGCCCAAUGGAUUUACCAUGCACAGAAAUCCAGUUGCUCAGAGCACAGAUGCAUGUAGAGGUAAAAUUGGAUUUCUGCAUGGACGUCAUGCUUGGGAAGUUAUUUGGGAAGGCCCAUUGGGUACGGUAGCAGUUAUAGGCAUUGCUACAGAAGAAGCACCUUUAUUGUGCCAUGGAUAUGUAGCAUUAGUUGGUUCUGAUGUACAUUCAUGGGGAUGGAAUCUAGUAGAUAAUCAUCUACUACACAAUGGAAUUGUACACGGGAAUUAUCCUUUGCUUAACAAUGCACCAAAGUACCAGGUUGGGGAAAGAAUUAGGGUAAUAUUAGAUUGUGAUGAUAACACAUUAUCUUUUGAAAGAAAUUAUGAAUUUUUGGGAGUGGCAUUUAAAGGGUUACCAGGCAAAAUAUUAUACCCAUCUGUAUCUGCUGUAUAUGGAAAUACAGAGGUAUCUAUGGUAUACUUAGGACCACCUCUAGAUGGCUAA